GACAAAGUCCAUUUAGAUGCGAGUGGGAACGGAGUGAGAGGGGCCAUUUUGACUUUCUAGUUAAAGGAAAUAACUGGUCUGACGGGGUCUGGGAGCCGAAGUACCCAGGGUCUAAGGAUAACUCUGGGACCAUGACAGCCAUGACUCUCACAGAUGAUCCCAGAUUUCUGCAUUCUGGGCAAUGUCAGGUGCCACUGAACUUGAUCUGACACGCUUUCCCUAGAGGAUGGCCAAGGGGCUCUUGGUGACCUAUGCCCUCUGGGCUGUAGGGGGCCCUGCUGGGCUCCACCACCUGUACCUGGGGCGGGACAGUCAUGCACUGCUCUGGAUGCUUACCCUGGGGGGUGGUGGGCUGGGCUGGCUCUGGGAAUUCUGGAAGCUCCCAAGCUUUGUAGCUCAGGCCAACAGAACCCAGGGGCAGAGGCAGAGAUCGGAAGGGAGGACACCCCCUCUGAGUCUUACUCGCUUUGUCGCCCAGAUGAUAGUGGGCAUCUAUUUUGGCCUGGUGGCUCUCAUUGGCCUUUCUUUCAUGGCCAACUUCUAUAUUGUGGGCCUUCCACUGGCAGUUGGCUUAGGGGUCUUGCUGGUGGCUGCUGUUGGCAACCAGACCACAGACUUUAAGAAUACUCUAGGGGCAGCAUUUCUUACUUCCCCUCUCUUCUAUGGCCGCCCCAUAGCCAUUCUGCCCAUUAGCUUGUCUGCCAGCAUUACAGCCCAGAAGCAUCGCCGCUAUAAAGCUUCCAUUGGGUCAGAGACGCUCAGCAUUCGGCUCUAUCGUCUGGGCCUGGCUUACCUGGCUUUCACAGGUCCACUAGCCUACAGCGCCUUUUGCAACACAGCUGCCACCCUCAGCUACGUAGCAGAAACCCUUGGCUCCUUCUUGAGUUGGUUCAGAUUCUUUCCCCUCAUUGGCCCCCUCAUGGAGUGUGUCCUCCUUCUGCCUUACCGGGGCUGGAGGCUGCUGAUGGGGGAUCCUCGCUUCAGCAGCAGCAACUUCCAGGAGUGGGAGAAGCUCUAUAAGUUUGUUAGCAGUUUUCAGGAUGAGAAGCGCCAGCUGGCUUACCAGGUUUUGAGUCUCUCAGAGGGAGCAACAAAUGAAGAAAUACAUCAAAGAUAUCGGGAGCUAGUAAAGAUCUGGCACCCUGACCACAACAGGCACCGGACCGAGGAGGCUGAGAGGCAUUUCCUGGACAUUCAGGCUGCAUAUGAAGUCUUGAGUCAGCCCAGAAAGCCCAGGGGAUCCUGGAGGUGAGAAGAAAUUUCCCCUUGGGGAUGGACUCUUUCUGGCAGAACGAAGCAGCUUGUCCCAGCCCAGAUUUGCCUACUCGGGUCAUCCCAAUAGCGUUAAAGAAACUGUCCUCUUGCAGUGGGGGUGACAACAACUUAAAGGUGUAAGAAAGCUUUUGUGGUAGAAGAAUGUAUUUAUGUUGCAAAUUUCUGAAUUCUCAUUAUUGUAUUCCUGAAAAUUUCUUCUUAAAAUCAGAUAGUGAAAUGAAAGGCAUAUUAUAAAAACCGGUAAAAUAUCUUUUAGAGAA
Messenger RNA from Lontra canadensis (Northern American river otter), 1535 nucleotides. It is a transcript of the gene DNAJC22, whose product is annotated as DnaJ heat shock protein family (Hsp40) member C22. The record is from RefSeq and is a predicted model, not a curated record. Gene Ontology annotation, cellular component: plasma membrane; early endosome. Gene Ontology annotation, biological process: endocytosis. Lineage: Eukaryota; Metazoa; Chordata; Mammalia; Carnivora; Mustelidae. The coding region runs from base 227 to 1252 and encodes 341 amino acids. The transcript is spliced from 3 exons.